Sinocyclocheilus rhinocerous is the source of this 1623-nucleotide messenger RNA. RefSeq names its product ribonuclease H1-like. Lineage: Eukaryota; Metazoa; Chordata; Actinopteri; Cypriniformes; Cyprinidae. Gene Ontology annotation, biological process: DNA replication, removal of RNA primer. Gene Ontology annotation, molecular function: nucleic acid binding; magnesium ion binding; RNA-DNA hybrid ribonuclease activity. Bases 155 to 985 code for a protein of 276 amino acids. The record is from RefSeq and is a predicted model, not a curated record. The transcript is spliced from 9 exons.
CGUUUUUGGCGGUUGGCAAACCAGCUUUACCGCCACCUCUCCACUUCAGUUGGUGGCGGUAACGCUCUAUAAACUGGACUAAAAAAGCCGAUAAGAAGAACGCGUUUGGUCAGCUGACCGGUAACGUAGGGCUCUCUGUGACGCCGCAGAAGAGAUGGGCAAGAAAGGAAUGUUUUUCUACGCUGUGAGGAAAGGAUUUAGACCAGGAGUAUAUCAAACAUGGGAGGAUUGUAAACAUCAGGUGGAUAAGUUUCCCUCAGCGAUUUUUAAGAAAUUCGCUUCUGAACAGGAUGCUUGGGCUUUUGUGAGGAGCCAGUCAGCAGCACCAUCUUUUGGGAGACCAAAAGGAUGUGACUAUGAGGUCCUGCCUUCUAGAAAUGUGCCUGAUUCCUCGAUGGCUGUUCCCCUUGGAAGUAAAAGGACCUAUGAGGACUCUGAUGAUGAGGGACUGUCCUAUCCAAAACGAGUGAAACUCAUUGAGGUCCCACAGCCAAAGACAGCUGCAGCCAGUAGUGAUGGAUUUACAUAUAUGGGUGAUGCUAUAGUAGUAUACACUGAUGGCUGUUGCACAGCCAAUGGGAAAAAAGGAGCACGCGCAGGAAUUGGUGUAUAUUGGGGUCGUGAUCAUCCACUUAAUGUUGCUGAGAGGCUUCCAGGAAGACAGACCAACCAAAGAGCAGAAUUGCAGGCUGCUUGCAAGGCACUCGAGCAAGCCAGAGAAAAUAAUUUUAAAAAAGUUGUGAUCUACACGGACAGCAAGUUCACCAUUAAUGGCAUUACAAGUUGGGUAAAGACUUGGAAGUCUAAUGGCUGGAGGCUUAAAGGUGGCGGGGCCAUAGUCAACAAGGAAGACUUUCAAAAGCUGGAUAAACUAAAUGCAGAACUUGAGGUCGAAUGGAUGCACAUUCCAGGUCAUGCUGGGUAUACAGGCAAUGAGGAAGCAGACAGACUGUCCCGGGAGGGAGCGGCAAAGCCCCCAUGUUAGCCCACUUUUAUCACGUUCAUUUUAUAAUAAUACAUUAUUGUAGGUGCCUAGGACGAGGUUGUAGUUUGUUUAUCCUCAAUGGCUAAUGCACUUUCUUAUUUUGGUUUUGUUGUGCUAGUGUUGUAAUGUUGCAAACAGCACUCAAAACAAGUUUUCUUCUUUUCUGAAGAGCGAUGCUUAUCCAAAAUUUUUGUUUUUGAUUGUUCUGUCAAUAAAAAUUGUCAUAUAUAUUGUUCCUGGGAUGGAUUCCUGGUACUUAUUUUUCCAUCUCAGAAAUAUAAGCACUUGGAAAAUUUUUGGGUGCAUUACAAGUGACAAAAAUAAUUGUAGUGUACCGGCUAAUAUUCUACCACCAUAAUGUAUUAUUGAUUCUUUAUCUCUGAAUGUGUUGUCUUGCUCUUAUUUUCAGAAAGAUGCUUUCAGUUAAGAAAUGGUCAUGGCUCUGAAAUGCACUUAUACUGAAAUGCUUCGAUAUGAACAGCAGGUGUCACUGCAGUUCAUGCUGAAAAAUAGAAUAUAGUUUUUAUCUUUACAAAAAUCUAAGUUUGCUCUUAGUUAUUACUGAGCCUUUCCCAUCUUCACCUGGGUUAUUGUAACUAAAUGAUGGGGAUAUUUUAAUUUUAUGUUUUUACUAUUUU